Messenger RNA from Phaedon cochleariae (mustard beetle), 1527 nucleotides. NCBI's taxonomy places the organism in Eukaryota, Metazoa, Arthropoda, Insecta, Coleoptera, Chrysomelidae. The record is from the annotation of a GenBank genome assembly.
AGGAAGAAGAAGACAGGAGGUUAUGUUUAAAUUUUUAUUGUUUAUUUUUCGAUUUCCAUUUGCUUGCUUGAAAUCAGUGAAAUCAUAAUUAUGUACAAAAAAGAUGCCACCAUAAACGUACUCGAUCUCUUCCACGAGAGAAAACUAGUGAAAAUAUGCGCUCCCAUGGUUCGCUACAGCAAACUGCAGUUCAGAAACUUGGUGAAAUUAUAUGAUUGCGACCUGACGUUCACCCCGAUGAUCCUCGCAGAUUCUUUCUGCAAAAGCAACAAAGCCAGAAGAAACGAAUUCACCACAAAUUCCGUAGACACCCCUUUGGUGGCCCAAUUCGCAGCGAACACAGUCCACGAUUUCGUCGGGGCAGCAUACUUAGCAUCACCUUUUUGCAGUGGAGUGGAUUUGAACUGCGGCUGCCCCCAAAAGUGGGCUAGUGAGCAACAAUUGGGCUGCUCAAUGUUAAAAACACCAGAAGUUAUUUAUGAUCUGGUGAGGCAGUGUAGAAAUCGGAUAGAAGAACCCUUCACUGUGAGUGUGAAAAUGAGGUUAUCUAAAGAUCUAGAGCACACAGUGGAGGUUUGUAAACAGUUGGAAAUGUGUGGGGUGAGUUUUCUGACUGUUCAUGCUCGCACUCCAACCCAACUAGUAGGAGAAAUUAAUGAAAGUGCCUUGAAAUUAGUGAAGGAAAACUGUACAAUUCCAAUUGUAGCUAAUGGGGGAGUGAGUUCUUUAGAAGACUGUUUCAAUCUACAAAAUUAUACAGGGUGUGAUGGUGUUAUGGUAGCCAAUGGAAUUUUAACUAACCCUUGUUUAUUCAGUGGCUCAUCUGUUACCACCUUGGAGUGUGUUCAAAAUUGGUUGGAUAUUUGUUACAAUAGUACAUUGACAAUGGAGGAUUAUGAAAAAGAGGUGUUGGAGCCUAAAUGUUGGAUAGUUGAAAGGCCUUCCAACUUGACAUUUCAGUGUUUUCAUCACCACUUGGUUUUUAUGCUGGAAAAAAUUUUACCCAAGAGGAAAAGAAGAGUUUUCAAUAAUUUGAAAACAUUCAGUGAUGUCUUGUUGUUCAUUGAAGAUUAUUUCAAUAUGAGGCCAAAGCUUUUUGAGCUGGAAAAGUUUGCAAAAUAUUUGUCCCUCAAUUUGGAUUAUUCUGAUAGAAUUUGUAUUUAUGAAAGUCUGAAACCUAUUGAGUUGAAUGAUGCACCCUUAGUGGAAGAGCACAGUUAUAUUGAUGAAGAUGGGAAAUAUUUCAGUAAUAAGGUGUCACCCACUAUAGAGUAUGGAGAUUUUUCUGAUAUUUUUAUUGAAAAUGGUUGAAUCUUUCAUCCAGUGAUCAUUUGUUUGUUUGCCUUGCAACAUAGUGCUGGGAGAAGGAUGAAAUGGAAAAUCUAUGUUCUUUUUCCAUAAUAGAUCUAAUGAAACAGAUUAUUGCAACCCUUGUGUGAAAUUUCCAGAUUCAAAAUAAUUUGUUUGAUGAUUUUCAAACAUUUGAAAAUGUACAAGUGUUUUGGGGUAUUUUAUAAUAAAAACUUU